AGAAGGAAGCGAUAAUAGAGCAACGUGGCGGUAGGAUUUGUGAAGAUUACAGUCAAUAAAGUGCUCUGCACAAGACUGCCUUCCUAAUCCCUGUGUGAAAGGGAUGGGCAGUGCACCGGCUGGAUCCGACUUUCUGCAAAAAGCUGGGAUGGCAGAGCCUCCCAUGUCAUGUGAUUGUUUUGUGUCUUUGCCCCCUGGAUCUCGUGAUGACCAUGUGAUUUUUGGGAAGAAUUCAGAUCGUCCGCGGGAUGAGGUGCAGGAGGUGGCCCAUUUCCCUGCAGCAUCUCACCCUCCAGGCUCCAUGCUGGAGUGCACAUAUAUCCAGAUUCCUCAGGUGGAGCAGACACACGCUGUCAUCCUCAGUAAGCCUGCAUGGAUGUGGGGGGCUGAAAUGGGAGCCAACGAUCAGGGAGUCUGUGUUGGGAAUGAGGCUGUCUGGACCCGAGAGCCUGUUGACCCCGGAGAGGCUCUGCUGGGCAUGGACCUGGUCCGACUGGGGCUGGAGCGAUCUGACAGUGCUUGGGUGGCGCUGACUGUGAUCACCGGCCUCCUGGAGCAGUACGGUCAGGGGGGGCCGUGCAGGGAGGAUCCCGAGCCCUUUAGCUACCACAACACCUUCCUCCUUGUGGACCGCAAGGAGGCCUGGGUCCUUGAAACUGCUGGAAAACUGUGGGUGGCACAGAGGGUCACAGAGGGCGUGAAGAACAUCUCCAACCAGCUGACCAUCGGUGCGGAGGUCUCUGCAGAGCACCCGGAGCUGCGGAGCGUGGCCAAGGCAGAGGGCUGGUGGGACGGAGAGGGAGAGUUCAACUUCUCUCAGGUGUUCAGCCCAGAGAACCCACCUGCCAGAAUGGAGCUGGCCAAACAGCGCUACAAAGGAGGAACAGAGCUACUCCGGCAACAUGACGGCUCAGUGACAGCAGAGGUGAUGAUUUCUAUUCUGAGAGACAAGCCCAGUGGCAUCUGCAUGGAUUCUGGAGGUUUCUGCACCACAGGCAGCAUGGUGUCCAUUCUGCCCAGAGACACCACCCUGCCAUGUGUCUACUUCUUUACUGCCACCCCAGACCCCUCCAGGUCUGUAUUCAAGCCUUUUGUCUUCUCGGACUCUGCCACCCCAGUGAUGAGGGUGGUCUCCCCGCAGUUUGGGCAAGAUGAUCCUGCCAGGCAGCAGCCUCGCUUUCAGAGCCGGGUGGACCGCAGACAUGACCUGUACAAAGCCCACCAGAUGGCGCUCAACACCAACCCGGAUGAGGGUUUAGCCAUCUAUGAGAUUCUGAUGGACCUGGAGUCACAAUGUCUGAGCGAGAUUUCAGCCAUGCUGAAUGGCGAGAUACCAGGAGAGGACCUGGGGGACUUAUUUUUUGAUUGUGUGGACGCAGAGAUUAAGUUCUACCAGUGAGCAGGACAUGCAAGAAAGAGGCCCCAGGUUGGAAUCUAACCAAGGUCACAUUGAGGACCAAAGCCUCUGUACAUGGGCACUGGACUUAACUACUAGGCUAAACUUGUACCAGAUUUGUUUGUAUGUCAUAAAGGACAGACGGCGUGUGGAAAUAACAUGCCUUAAAUCUGAGUGUGAGACCAGCCAGAGCAGUCACAAAGAGUUUAACUGAUCUAAUAUGGAAAGACCUCACCAUCAUCUUUGAACAGUCAGGUGUUGUUUUUGGCAUUAGAUAGGAAGUCUUAAAACAAACAAUAGAUAGAGUCACAUAGGCAGUAACAUAGAGAGAUCAAAGCCUCUAUCAGAACUUGAAUGUUAUUGUUCAAACAACAAGUUUAUAUUUUCUGUUAUGUUUGUUUCAUCCAUUCAUUGUGAUUUGAUUUAUACACUCCCCCUGUGUGGAAGUAAAUGUUGCUGUGUUCCCAGCAAAGCUAAAUAUGAUCAUAAUGUAACUGCCCUCUG
Notolabrus celidotus (New Zealand spotty) is the source of this 1900-nucleotide messenger RNA. It is a transcript of the gene scrn2, whose product is annotated as secernin 2. The record is from RefSeq and is a predicted model, not a curated record. The transcript has 9 exons. The coding region runs from base 104 to 1399 and encodes 431 amino acids. Lineage: Eukaryota; Metazoa; Chordata; Actinopteri; Labriformes; Labridae. Gene Ontology annotation, biological process: proteolysis. Gene Ontology annotation, molecular function: dipeptidase activity; cysteine-type exopeptidase activity.